Messenger RNA from Homalodisca vitripennis (glassy-winged sharpshooter), 1344 nucleotides. RefSeq names its product protein takeout-like. The transcript is spliced from 6 exons. Lineage: Eukaryota; Metazoa; Arthropoda; Insecta; Hemiptera; Cicadellidae. The record is from RefSeq and is a predicted model, not a curated record. Bases 51 to 836 code for a protein of 261 amino acids.
UGCUGUCGAGUCUAGCGGCGCGCGCCUGUAGUCAAGCGUUAGUCUGCGCAAUGUCCCUGGUGCCUGCACUCUUCAUCCUCUUCGCCCUAGCUUCAACGGCGUCCGGGCAGUCUGCCAAAGUCAAGAUCAAGAUACCCAAUCUUCCUCUACCCUCCUACAUCGGGCAGGGCUGCAAGUACAAUGAUCCAAACCUUAACGAGUGUGUCGUGAGGAAAGGUGCGCCUGCCGUUAAGAAACUCACUAAUGGGGACCCCAAGUACCGCAUCCCUCGCUUAGACCCCCUGGUGAUAGAGACCUUGAGGGUGAACCAAGGGACUCGUCAGGUUGGACUAUCGCUCGAGUGUCGCAACUGUUCCAUGUAUGGGCUACAGAACAUCAACUUUGUCAGAGCAAAUGUGCAGCUCGACAAGAGCCACUGUGAGUGGUACUUCACUCUGGAUAAGCUGGAGAUUAGGGGCAAGUACAACGUGAGCGGACAGGUGCUGAUUCUACCCAUCACAGGCCAGGGGGACGCAAACAUCACUGCCACUGGAGUGAAGUUCUCGUACAAGUAUGACUGGAUACUGGAGCGCCGUGCCAACGGGCUGGAUUAUGUCAAGGUCACAACUCACUCCUUGCCCUUCACCGUGGACCGCCUAUACAUACAUUUGGACAACCUGUUCAACGGCGACAGACUCCUAGGAGACAACAUGAAUAUAUUUCUGAAUGAGAACUGGCAGGAAAUCAUGAAGGACCUGGGGCCAGCAUUUAGUGAUUCUCUGGGAGAGGUAUUCAAACAGACUCUGACUUCCAUGGCAGACCUCGUACCCUUCCAGACUCUCUUCCCCAAGGAUUGAUCUCAGUACAUGUGAUCAUCAUGGCUAAGCUGUCCUGUGAUCCUAGCAAUGUUUGCUUUCAGUGAACUUUGAAUUUAAAAGUGUUGAAGCUAAAGGUGCUAGCCCCAUGGUAUAUUAAUGGCAAUUACAAAUGACUCAUGAAACUGAAUUUAAAAUUCUACAUCAUCAAUAUGGGCCACUUUAAUGUUUGUUUUAAUGAAAUUAUGCAAUUUAAUUACAUAAUUAAUUACAGAUUUCUAUUUAUUCACUUUUAAUAUCAUAUUAAAGGUAGAAUAUUAUAUAACUAAACUGAACUGGUUUUUUUUUAACAUCAAGACUGAAUGUUGGUUCAAAAAUAUAAAUGAUGAAUAUCUGGGAGGUUACAACACUGCACUGCUGAUGUCACAACCCUGCUACUGCUGUCCACUCUGUAACCUUGGCUGCUGUAAUCUUGUCAAGGAAAACAAGCCAUUCAUAUUUCUUGUACAGUGUAAAUAGGACUAGAAUUAAACACGUUUUAUAAAACAAA